Molecule: messenger RNA, 2719 nt
Organism: Dicentrarchus labrax (European seabass)
Lineage: Eukaryota; Metazoa; Chordata; Actinopteri; Moronidae
Product: replication protein A 70 kDa DNA-binding subunit
Exons: 17
Coding region: 96-2087 (663 amino acids)
Biological process (GO): double-strand break repair via homologous recombination; DNA replication; meiotic cell cycle
Cellular component (GO): DNA replication factor A complex; nucleus
Molecular function (GO): single-stranded telomeric DNA binding; damaged DNA binding
Source: RefSeq, a predicted model, not a curated record
UGUCUCGUUACUCUCGCGAUACCGUCCAUACCUUUAACUUGUCUACGCCUGAGAAAAGCUUCUGCUGGCUUUGAGAACCACUGUACCCAGGAGACAUGAGUGUAAAACUCACACAGGGGGCAGUUGAAGCCCUGUUCAAAGGCUCAGAGGUGAACGAUCCUGUGCUGCAGCUGCUGAACAUCCGUAAGAUCACUGGUGACACUGGACCCAGGUACCGGCUCAUAUUGAGCGACGGUCAGCACUCUUUGUCUUCCUUCCUGCUGGCCACACAGUUAAACCAUCUGCCAGAAGACAACCUCCUUGUACCUAACUGUGUGUGUAAGGUGAAGAGGACCAUCACCAACUCAUUGUCAGAUGGCAGGAUUGUGGUGAUUGUGCUGGACAUGGAGAUAUUGCAGUCGGCCGAGGAAACUGGAGGGAAGAUUGGAAAUCCCACGCUAUAUACUGUAGACAGUAAGACCUCAACUCCACAGAAGUCAGCCUCAAGUGUGUCUGUUCCAGCAUCCCCUCCAUCUGCUGCAGUACCUGGACCCUCCUAUAGGAACAGCAGUGCAGCCCUUUCUCCUCCCAGAGGCAGCGGAAGAGGGUUUUUUGGAAAGUCACCCAUGAAGACUUCCCCGAUGAAGGCUUCUCCAAUGAAGGCUUCUCCAAUGACGGCUUCUCCGAUGAAGGCUUCCCCCAUGAAGUUUUCGCCCACCAAGUUUUCGCCCACAAAGUUUUCGCCCACAAAGUUUUCGCCCACAAAGUUUUCACCCAUGAAGGGUGACAGCACUUCUCCAGGUUCUUCAACAACAGUGAUUCCUAUUGCUCACCUCAACCCCUACCAAAGCAAGUGGACUAUCAGAGCCCGAGUCACCAACAAGUCCAGUAUCCGCACCUGGAGUAACUCUAAAGGAGAGGGAAAACUCUUCUCUUUUGAGACAGUAGAUGAGAGUGGAGAAAUCAAGAUCACAGCCUUCAACAAGGAGGUGGACAGGUUUUUCUCUCUAGUGGAGCAAGGCAAGGUGUACUACAUCUCUAAAGCUACACUGAAGGUGGCCAACAAACAGUACACCACAUUGAAGAAUGACUACGAGAUGACCCUCCAUGCUCAUUCAUCCAUCGUGCCCUGUGAUGACAGUCAGGGCGUACCCACACUGCACUGUGACUUUGUGCCCAUCGCAGAGCUGGAGAACAGAGACUCGGACACCAUCAUUGAUGUGAUUGGAGUGUGUACGACUGCAGAUGAUGUAUCCCGUAUCACCACUAAGACCAGCAGAGAAGUCUCCAAGAGGGCCCUCAACCUAAUAGACAACUCUGGCAAAGUGGUGGCAGUCACAUUGUGGGGAGAGGAGGCAGAGAAGUUUGACGGCUCUGGGCAGCCUGUGGUCGCCGUCAAAGGAGCUCGCUUGUCUGAUUUCGGGGGCAGAUCUCUCUCCGCUUUGUUCAGUUCAACAGUCAUGGUCAACCCAGACAUACCGGAGGCCUUUAGACUAAGGGCCUGGUAUGACCGGGAAGGCUAUGCACUCGACAGCCAAUCCCUGACAGAGACGAGAUCAGCAGGGAGUGGAGCAAAUAUGAAUUGGAAAACACUGAGUGACAUUAAGAGUGAACAAAUGGGACAUGGAGAAAAGGCGGAGUAUUUCACCUGCUUGGCGACAGUGGUGUACUUUCGUAAGGAUAAUUGUCUGUACCAGGCCUGUCCAUCCGCGGACUGCAACAAGAAGGUCACAGACCAACAGAACGGACUGUACCGCUGUGAAAAGUGUAACCGAGAGUUUCCCAACUUCAAGUACAGACUCAUACUUAAUGCCAACUUAGCGGACUUCGGGGAUAACCAGUGGGUGACAUGCUUCCAGGAGACAGCUGAGGUCUUGUUAGGUCACAGUGCAGAAACACUGGGACAGCUCAGAGACACAGACGAGGCUGCAUUUGAUGAAGUCUUCCAGAAAGCCAACUUCACAACUCACAUCUUUAAGAACAGAGCCAAGCUGGAGACGUACAACGAUGAGUGUCGAGUGAAGGUAACUGUAAUGGAAGUCCAACCAGUCGACCACAGGGAAUACAGCAGGAGACUCCUCAGCAACAUCCGCAAAUUGGCCAGAUGAACCUGGUCCCAGUCAUGAUCAGCAGCCUGGUGAUUAAACGUGUCUUCCAUUGGUCUCUGACUGGUGCCCGACUCUUUCCACCGGCGAGAUAACAGGGUAUCUAACAGAAGCAGCAGAGGGGCGGCCAGUGAUUCAUCGAUCAAAUGGCAGCCAAACAAAAGACUGAUAUUUAGUUGCUCACUUCCUUCAGCAGGCCAGUUGUUAGUCACUUGUAAUGUGAUGGAAAUGACUUUUACCUUUAUAAUUUAAUGACAUUUUAACAAAGAGGUUUGACUCUUAAUUACAUAUAACAAUGUUUUAGACCUGCUUACGUUUUUUUAAAAUGUAUUUCAUUUAUCCUAUACAUACAAGAUCACAGUUUUGUUAAUACAAGAGAUUCAUCUCUGUGUUGGUGAUGCUCAGUGUUGGUUGAGGAAGAUGUAGAUUAGUUGGAUUUCUUUUAACUUUAAUUGUUUUGUUUUAAAUAUUAAGGUAUGUAAGUAAGUGCAUGGGAGAUGCAUGUUUUAGAAUUUGUUUUAACUGUGCUCACAGUUGUUAUUUGUUUGAGUUUAAAAAAAAAAAGUGUUUGGUUUGCUGGGCUUCCAAAAAUUGUUCAACAAAGAGAGAGUGAUUAAAAGAAUGUUAAGAUACAA